AGACUGGGCAGUGACACCAACCAUGGAGAAUGGACAAGAAGCAGCUUCACUGGAUAUUGGAGAAAAAGGUCUGGUGGAGAUCUUGUCUCUUGUGGUUAAGGAGGUGAGGGACUCUGUUGGCAGGGACAUAAAUGGUGCUGAUUUGCUCUACAGUUUAUUAAACACUCCAUGGCUACAGUCUUUACUAAAGGUGUAUGAGUGUUUGCAGAAGCAUCUGAGAAGUCCUGCCUCCCCACAGCUCUCUUAUGCUUCUGGGCUUUCACUUGAGAUUGUGUCAGAUCUGAGAGCUCUGGAACACCCUUCAUAUGAGGCCAGAGAACUCUACAGUCUUUUAACAUCACCCCACAUACAGGCAUUGCUGUCUGCUCAUGAUGUGGUGGGACUAAAGGACUAUGAGCCUGCCCUGCCUCCACUGCCUGAAGAACUGCCUGAUGAUGAAGAGGCCAUAAGGAUCGUCUGCCUGGUUAAAAACAACCAGCCUCUGGGAGCCACUAUAAGGAGACAUGAGAUGACAGGAGAGAUCUACAUUGCUCGAGUUAUUCAUGGAGGACUGGCUGAACGCAGUGACCUCUUGCAUGCAGGAGACAGAGUGGUGGAGGUCAAUGGGUGUCCUGUGUUUGGACUGGAACCAGAGCAGAUUAUUCAAAUACUGAUACAAUCAUCUGGAACUGUUAUGUUUAAGGUGGUUCCUAUUAUUGACAGACCCAUCAACAACAAGACCAUGCUGUUUGUGCGUGCCAUGGUGGACUACAGCCCGAAGCAGGACCCUGGUAUCCCGUGUGUGGAUGCUGGCAUGACCUUUAGGAAGGGGGACAUACUAGAGAUAGUGGACCAGACAGACAGCCUCUGGUGGCAAUCAAAGAAACUACCAUGCAGCUCAGACUGUGCCAGCCUCAUCCCCUCCACAUGCCUGCUCAAGAGAAAGAGAGAUUUCUGGUUGUCACCACAUUAUCAAUCUCACAUCUGCAUCAAAACAUUGGGGGAAGAUGAUAUACUGGCUAUAGAGAUGUCUCUUGUAGAAAAAGAUGAUGAAGCUUUUGAAUCUGAGGAAUUUAAGGAGGAGGAGAGCGAUUUUAGCACCAGCGCUGAGGGCACCUAUAUGGCUGGAUUUCGGAGGAGUCUGAGAGUUAGUCGUCGCCAGAGGACCAGAUGUGGAUGUUCAGGACAAAUAUACCUUCCUCAUUGCUCCAACUCUGACAUCAGCCCUUAUGAGGAGGUGGUUAGGUACAAGCGUCAGCCCCUCGAAACACACCGUCUUAUUGCCCUGCUAGGUCCAUCUGGAGUUGGUGUAAAUGAGUUACGGAGAAAACUGAUUGAGAUCAACCCAAAGACCUAUCAGGGAGCCACACCACACACUACAAGGUCGUGUAAGCUGCAUGAGAAGCCUGGUCGAGAGUAUCACUUCAUUAGCACAGAGGAGUUUAAGAACAUGAUGUACAACCACAGGUUUUUGGAGUAUGGAGAGUACAGAGGUCACCUCUACGGCACCAGUGUAGAAGCAGUAAAGGAAGUGCUGGCUGCUGGGAAGAUCUGUAUUAUAGACAUUGACCCACAUGCCAUUGACUCUGUGCGGACCCAUGAGCUGAGAGCAUACAUCAUCUACAUAAAACCUCCUCCUUUAGACCAAAUGAAACGAACACGGAUGAAUGCUCAAAUUCUUACAAAUUACUGCACCACACGACCAUUUCAAGAAGAAGAUUUUCAUGAGAUUGAGGAGGAAGGGCACGGGAUAGAGCAGCGUUAUGGUCAGUUCUUUGAUCAUGUGAUCGUGAACGAUGGCCUGCAGGCUUCUUGUGUGCAGUUACUAAAGGCAGUAAGAAGAGCUCAGGAAGAACCACAGUGGGUUCCUGCCUCAUGGAUAAGACCAACUGAUCACCUCUGACAAGAGAAAGAAAAGAUGAACAUGGAACUUUUGUUCGGUCAAGUCCUGAUGGGCUAACAUACCUUAUAUAGAUAUUAUUUGAAGCUAUGUAUAUUAACAUGUUUGCAUUUGUGAGAUGUUGUUUUAAAUAAAGUGAAACAGGAUACAAAUUAAA
Trichomycterus rosablanca is the source of this 2036-nucleotide messenger RNA. RefSeq names its product MAGUK p55 scaffold protein 4b (gene mpp4b). Lineage: Eukaryota; Metazoa; Chordata; Actinopteri; Siluriformes; Trichomycteridae. Gene Ontology annotation, molecular function: protein binding. The coding region runs from base 23 to 1882 and encodes 619 amino acids. The transcript has 21 exons. The record is from RefSeq and is a predicted model, not a curated record. Gene Ontology annotation, cellular component: adherens junction; plasma membrane.